UGUGGCUCGAGUGCCCUCACUGGACAUCCCCAGCUUUCUGGGCCCCUCCCUCUCCCCCAGCCCCCCGCCCACGGCCGAGACAGGCCACAGGAAAUAUCUUUUUGGUCACGGAAAACAAGAUUAUCUUCUUAUCCAAAAAGAUGAAACCAACCGGGUUACUUUCAAAAGCCAAGCAAGUGACCACUGCAGACUAAUGAGCAGAAUCAAUAAGAACGUGAUUUUGGCGCUUUUAACUUUGACAAGUUCUGCAUUUCUGCUGUUUCAGUUGUACUACUACAAGCACUAUUUAUCAGCAAAGCAUGGAGCUGGUAUAUCAAAAUCCAAAGGGAGCCGAAUUGGAUUUGACAGCCUGCAGUGGGGUCUAUUGCACAUCUGUUUCCAAGGAGCACUGAUGAUUGCAUUGAUAAUGACCUGGAAGGCAUAUUUAGAAG
Molecule: messenger RNA, 431 nt
Organism: Hipposideros armiger (great roundleaf bat)
Lineage: Eukaryota; Metazoa; Chordata; Mammalia; Chiroptera; Hipposideridae
Product: fukutin-like
Exons: 4
Source: RefSeq, a predicted model, not a curated record